Molecule: messenger RNA, 909 nt
Organism: Polistes dominula (European paper wasp)
Lineage: Eukaryota; Metazoa; Arthropoda; Insecta; Hymenoptera; Vespidae
Gene: Taf9
Product: TBP-associated factor 9
Biological process (GO): RNA polymerase II preinitiation complex assembly; DNA-templated transcription initiation
Cellular component (GO): transcription factor TFIID complex; SAGA complex
Molecular function (GO): protein heterodimerization activity; transcription coactivator activity; RNA polymerase II general transcription initiation factor activity
Source: RefSeq, a predicted model, not a curated record
GAUCAUUCGUGGUUGUUUAUGUGUAGCAUCGUGGUAGUUGAUUUAGUAAAAGUAUUUUAUUAUAACAUUUAAUUAAAAUAUAAUGCGAUUUUCGCAGUAGUUAUUCGUUCGUAUGAAAUGACUGAUAAAUCUAAAACAAUGAGCCACGUAAAACACAUUCCAAAAGAUGCCCAAGUUAUUAUGUCCAUCAUGAAAGAUAUGGGAAUUACGGACUAUGAACCGAAAGUUAUUAAUCAAUUACUUGAAUUCACAUAUCGUUAUGUUACCUGUAUAUUAGACGAUAGCAGAGUAUAUGCUAAUCAUGCAAAAAAGAAGUUCAUCGAUUUAGAUGAUGUAAGAUUGGCUGUUAAAAUGCAAUUAGAACGUUCUUUCACUAAUCCACCACCGAGGGAUGUAUUGUUGGAUGUAGCACGUGCCAAGAAUACUGUACCAUUACCAUUCGUUAAGCCAAAUAAUGGUUUGAGAUUGCCACCGGAUAGGUUUUGCUUAAACGCAACUAAUUAUAAACUAAAGAAUGCUACUAAGAAAACUGUUACAAAGCCACUUCACUCUUUGGUCGGCAAUAAUAUAUCUGGAGGACAAUCAAGAAUCAAAGUAGAAGGAAAUAAGACUGGUCUUUCAAUCGUUAAAAGACCGGGUACUUUGACCACCGUUGCCAGAACACAGUCUAUUUCUAUACCAAAGCCUGUAUUAAAAUUCUCAACCGCACCAACAGGGACAGCCACUGUGAAAGCACAGGUGGCGAAACCAAAAAUACAAGUUUCAUCUGGACAAACUUUGCCACCUAUCAAAAUGGAAACGGAUGAUAUUUUGAAAAGAAAAAGGGAAGAUGAUGAUUACGAUGUUUCAUAACAAUACUUAGUUAUCGAUAUAACAUAAAAUUUGUACUUUUUGCUUUACUCAUAUUUG